This is a messenger RNA of Rangifer tarandus platyrhynchus (Svalbard reindeer), 501 nucleotides long. The record is from the annotation of a GenBank genome assembly. Lineage: Eukaryota; Metazoa; Chordata; Mammalia; Artiodactyla; Cervidae.
AUGAAGUUCGGCUGUCUGUCCUUCCGACAGCCUUAUGCAGGUUUCAUCUUAAAUGGUGUCAAGACCCUGGAGACGCGGUGGCGGCCCAUGCUACGCAGCCAACAGCACUGUACCCUGGCAGUCCACAUCGCACACCGGGACUGGGAGGAUGAGGCCUGGCGGGAGCUGCUGGAGCAGAGGCUGGGGAUGAGCCCCACCCAGAUCCAGGCCUUGCUGCAGGACGGGGACAAGUUCGGCCGUGGAGUGAUCGCGGGUCUCGUGGACAUUGGGGACACUUUGCAGUGCCCAGAAAACCUAGAUCCCGAAGAGAUGGAGGAGCUGGAAAAUCAAGCCCUGUUGCCCGAUCUGCAACAGAAGUACCUGACUGUGCUCUCCAACCCCCGCUGGCUGCUGCAGCCUGUCCCUAGAAGGGGUGGGAAGGACGUCUUCCUGGUGGACAUCCCCCAGCAUCUGAUCCCCUUUGGGCAGGAGGCCUGUCCAAACUCAGCUUUCAAAAGGUGA